Antechinus flavipes (yellow-footed antechinus) is the source of this 3111-nucleotide messenger RNA. RefSeq names its product alpha-globin transcription factor CP2-like. Gene Ontology annotation, cellular component: nucleus. Gene Ontology annotation, biological process: positive regulation of transcription by RNA polymerase II. The coding region runs from base 314 to 1804 and encodes 496 amino acids. Gene Ontology annotation, molecular function: DNA-binding transcription activator activity, RNA polymerase II-specific; RNA polymerase II cis-regulatory region sequence-specific DNA binding. The record is from RefSeq and is a predicted model, not a curated record. NCBI's taxonomy places the organism in Eukaryota, Metazoa, Chordata, Mammalia, Dasyuromorphia, Dasyuridae. The transcript has a single exon.
UAGAGGAUCCCCCAGGAGCUUCCCCUCUUCUCUGGAGCCAGAAGCCAGACAGCAGGGCUCAGAGUGGGAGCCGGGCAGCCCAGAGCAUAAGGCCGAGUGUGGGAUUCGUGUGCGGACUGCCCUCUAGUAGCGGCCCGGUCCCACCGUUCCCGGUUCAGCGGACCUGCAUCCUCCUCCCCGCGUGCAGCGGACCUGCAUCCUCCUCCCCGCGUGCAGCGGACCUGCAUCCCGCCUUGCCGGUCGGAGCCCGGCAAGCCUCUGCCUAGCGCAAGUAAAGCAGGUAUCUGCAGGGGGCCCUUUGGAAAGAGGCGGGAUGGCCGGGACCCCGAGGCCGCCGCAGGCGGAUAAGGAGAUCGAGUCUGGGCUGGUGCGGGAUUUUGAGGCCUCUCUGUCCGGGAUCGGCCAGGAGCUGGGACCGGGGCCCUUAAGCACGAAUGAUGCCGUUGCAUUGCCCAAGCUUAAACAAGAAGAGUCGGGGCUGCCACCUGAUGAUGCAAAUAAAACCAUGCCCUUUCAGUAUCUGCUUUGUGUUGCUACCUCUCCUGCACUCAAGCUCCACGAUGAAACGCUCACCUAUCUCAAUCAAGAGCAGUCUUAUGAGAUCCGAAUGCGGAAAAAUAAGAAAGCGGAGGAACCCGCAGAAAAGAGAGGCAAGCUCGUGAAGAGUAUGGUUCGGUUGCUGUUCCAUGAUAGGGGACUGCAGUACUCUGAGCAGCAGCAGCAGCUUGAGGACUGGGGAUGGAACAGGCCAGGGGACAGAAUCCUUGAUAUAGACCUGGUAAUGUCCGUGGGUAUAAUCGACCCUCGGGCAAAUCCAAAUCAGCUGAAUGCUGUAGAGUUCCUGUGGGACCCUGCUGCAAAGAGCACAUCCGUGUUCAUUCAGGUGCACUGCAACAGUACCGAGUUCGAUGUGAAACAACCUGGGGUAGAAAAGGAUGUGGCAUUCCGACUUCAAAUUGACACUUUCAAGGCAAAUGAGAUUGGAGAUUACACUGAACACUUGCAUUCAGCCAGCUGUCAGAUCAAGGUUUUCAAGCCCAAAGGAGCAGACAAGAAGCAAAAAAUAGACAGGGAGAAAAUGGAGAAGAAAAGCCCUCGUGAAAAGGAAGAUUAUCAACCUUCCUAUGAGGCAACUCUAUUCAUAGAGUGCUCUCCAUGGACUGACAUCCCAUAUGUCACCAAUUCCCCAUUAGCUGGCUUUAACAGUUCCAGUUUUUCCACUGGAGAGGGACAUGGUUCACCAAGCCACCAGCCAGAACCAUCUCUUCCUGUUGCAGAUAAACUUCUGCCAACAACUAACUCCCAGGAAACUCAACAGUGGCUACAGCGCAACCGAUUCUCUGCCUUCUCUCGGCUUUUCAGAAAUUUCUCUGGAGCAGAUUUGUGGAGGCUAACCAGACAUGAUUUUAUCCAAAUUUGUGGCCCUGCUGAUGGAAUCCGCCUCUUCAAUACCAUAAAAGGGCACAUAGUGAGGCCCAGGCUGACAAUUUACUUUUGUCACAAAUCCUUCCAAUUGAGUGAGCAACAGCAGCAGAAAAAUGAGAAUGGAGAGUCCAAUGAUACUUUGUUUGUGUACCGUGCCAUCUAUCUGGAAGAAUUGACAACUGUUGAGCUGACAGAGAAAAUUGCUCAGCUUCUCAGUAUUUCUCCUUCUCAGAUCACUCAGGUCUACAGAGUGGGGCCAAAAGGAAUCCAUGUUCUCAUCAAUGAUCAGAUGAUCCGCAACUUUGAGGAAGAAACCUGUUUUCUUCUGAACACAACGAAAGCUGAAACCAAUGGUAACUACUAUAUCAUCCUGGAAUAGAAGGGGAACAUCUUUGUGCUGGGUAGCUGCAGCUUCCUUCUCCCCUUGGACACCCCCUCUCUUGCAGAGAGAGAUGGACAGAGAAUUGGAGGUCUGCAGGAGCCUGACUGAUGGAGAGUCGAAGGUGGAAUGAUGCUACACUGUGGAGAUGUAUGCCCAGCUCUCCAUUCCUUGUCCCAAUUCUCUUGCCACACACAAACUCCUGUCUUGCAUGAAAUUCUACAGCUAUUUCCUAGUUACAAUUUCUGGAGUAUGUUGUUGUUGAAUAUAGAUAGAAACUUGUCACAUCAUUUAAAUUUUAUGUAAGGGCAUGAUGAUGGUGGGAAUUGUGUUUUGUUUAAUUGUAUGAUAAUAGGGAGACAUGUAAUUUUUGUCUAAUAUAUAAAUAAGAGUGAAUCCCUAAUCUAUAGAGUACUCAUCAACCAACUCCCCCAUGAUAUACCUGUAGUCUCUGCUUUCACUGUAGUGUACUUGUUCCUGAAAACCAGAAUGGUCAGAAAAAUGUUGUUUUUUUCUCCAAUGCACUCUAUAUUCUGCCAUUAUUCUCUUGACACCUCAUGGUGAUCCUUCAUUGCUUAGAGGAAGAACAGCUGCCAAAAGUAACUUACUUGUAGGGUCAGCAAUACAAAAAAUGCAAUAUAGAUGCUUGCUCUUAUCUCAUUUUCUUUCUUUUUCAGGGGAAGGGAUUAUGCAGAGGGCAUUAUUCCACGAUAAAGUUGGCAGGAUUUAGGUUAAUUUUUCACAGUGAAAUUUUCAGGCCUUUCUUUUAAUGUGUAGAACUUUUUCCAUUUUCUAUUCUGUGUCCUCAUUCUUAGCAUUUUGUUUAUGUAGUAUUCUUGACUGGGUACUUUUUAAGGAAGUCUUUCCCAUGUGAGUAGAAGGAGCCCCAGACUAGGAGUCAAAACUGGGGUUCUUAUCCUUACCCCUGCAUUAAGUCACUCUGUGAUCCUGGGAAAUUUAAUCCUUUUGGGCCUUUCCUUCCUUAUCUGUAAAAUAAAGAGUCUGAAAAAGGUGAUCUAUAAAGUCCUUUUUUCAUUCUAAAGUCUAGAAUUAUAUGAUCCUAUUUGUAUUCACAUCCUUUCCACAUGUGUUUGUUCUACUUCAAAAAAUUAUUGUGUCUGUGACUAUGAGUAUUUGUUGUUUUGCAUGUAGAUUGCUAAAAUUCCCUUAACAGAUUGAAUUAGGCUGAGGAAGACAAUGUUAAAAGAUUCUGUAUGUGUUAAAAUUUUUAAAACACUUGAUAAAAUGUAAUUGGUUUCUGUGCAAAGGAAAUUUUUGUUCAUUAAAGUUAUCAUCCUACAAUGUCA